This is a messenger RNA of Egretta garzetta (little egret), 436 nucleotides long. RefSeq names its product 5', 3'-nucleotidase, cytosolic (gene NT5C). The transcript has 5 exons. The coding region runs from base 1 to 432 and encodes 143 amino acids. NCBI's taxonomy places the organism in Eukaryota, Metazoa, Chordata, Aves, Pelecaniformes, Ardeidae. Gene Ontology annotation, molecular function: 5'-nucleotidase activity. The record is from RefSeq and is a predicted model, not a curated record. Gene Ontology annotation, biological process: pyrimidine deoxyribonucleotide catabolic process.
AUGAGGGGAGCGGCUAAAGUAGCCAGCAUCUAUGAAUCACCUGGCUUCUUUCUAGGGUUGGAUCCAAUUCCAGGAGCCCUCGAAGCUAUGCAGGAGAUGAUCCACAUGCAGGACACCGAAGUCUUUAUUUGCACAAGUCCUCUCCGGAAAUAUGAGCACUGCAUCGUGGAAAAGUAUAAGUGGGUAGAAAAACAUUUGGGACCCGAGUUUGUGGAGCGGAUUAUUCUAACCCGAGAUAAGACUGUUGUCUCUGCUGACUUGCUGUUUGAUGACAAGGAUACCAUUAGAGGCGCAGAGCCGAACCCGAGCUGGGAGCACAUCCUGUUUACCUGCUGCCACAACAGGCACAUCCAGCUGCAGGCACCACGCAGGCGGCUGCUGUCCUGGGCGGAUGAUUGGAAGGCGAUCUUGGAAAGCAAGCGCAAGCGAUAAUGCA